AUGAUUCCAAAUUUAAAAAGAGGUCUAAUUGAAUCAUUGCAAACAGUUUUGCGUGAAAAUAAUCACCUCAUACAGAGCUUUAGAUCUAAUCUGGAGUCGAUGUCGUUUGAUGAGUUGCAAAACUUUAAGUUAAUUAUUCAUGCUGACAGAGUUCCUCAAGAUGAACACAGAGGUCAAUAUAAUGCACCUACCAUCGAUGAAGUAGCUGUAUUAUUAGUUAAUGAAGAUAAAGGUCCCAGAGAUAUAGUUCUGCAUGGUCGGAGUGGACACUUGAGUCGAGUUUCCGAAUUGAAUAGAUCUUAUAAUGCACUGCAAUAUCCAUUGAUGUAUACUAGAGGCGAAGACGGUUAUCACAUUAAUAUAUUACAGGAAAAUAACCAAAAUCGAACCAAAACUGUAUCCUGCAUGCAAUUUUAUUCUUAUAGGUUUAUGGUUAGAGAAACAAGUCUAAAUCAUCUACAUUAUUACAAAACAUUAUUCAGCCAAUUCGCCGUAGAUAUGAUGGCAAAAAUGAUUUCUGAAAGACUACACUUUAUUCGUAACCAUCAAAAACAACUACGUGCGGAUGUUUAUGUUCACCUCCGAGAUGCUGUUAACAAUGAUGCAAAUAUUAAUGCUAAUAACGUGGGGCAACAAUUUGAUUGUUGGUUUCAAAUGUCCAAUGUGGAUUUUGAUCGUCCCAGUAACGGUUAUUCUGCUUAUUAA
Messenger RNA from Metopolophium dirhodum (rose-grain aphid), 705 nucleotides. RefSeq lists its product as uncharacterized. The record is from RefSeq and is a predicted model, not a curated record. Lineage: Eukaryota; Metazoa; Arthropoda; Insecta; Hemiptera; Aphididae. The transcript has 2 exons. Bases 1 to 705 code for a protein of 234 amino acids.